Lepisosteus oculatus (spotted gar) is the source of this 3818-nucleotide messenger RNA. Its product is annotated as dpy-19 like 4. Gene Ontology annotation, cellular component: nuclear inner membrane. Gene Ontology annotation, molecular function: mannosyltransferase activity. Lineage: Eukaryota; Metazoa; Chordata; Actinopteri; Semionotiformes; Lepisosteidae. The record is from RefSeq and is a predicted model, not a curated record.
AGCGCAUUCGCCCGGCGCUGAGGCCGAAGAGCGCCCGGUCGGGGUACGCGACGGGGGGCAGGACGGGAGUAGUAGUGGUCAAGGCGGGGACUAGGAGAGCCACUACCUAGUACUCAACCUAAUAUGGUUCCUUAUUAAAUCCGCAAGUUGCAGUAUGUUAAUUAAUAAAUCUAAAUAAAGCGUGUUGAACACAGAAAGUGGAACCUCGCGUGACAUAUCCAGACGGAUACAGUUCAGUGUAACACCAGCCGGCAGAACCUGCACAGGACGAGACGGAAGUCACCGUGUUGUGUUGUGUUUUUGUAAGAUAGCUUUUGGAAUUUUGGAAUUUGACCAUCUUUUUACAGCAAAACUUCCACAGGAAGGGCUCCUUGUUAGAUUUUUUUAACAUCUGCUUUCUACAUGGAAUAGGUUUGAGUUUUCUACGCCCCAGAGGUGAAAUGACAGAGGUGAGACAGAGAAAGGAGCAGACAUGUCAAGAAUCCACAGACAAGGAGGAUCUGAAGUCUCCCUCAGCUUUACAGAAAGAGUGUACAGAAGAUGAAGUGACAGAGGAAUACGCAUGUCAAGAUGCAGACAUUGAUUACCCAAAGAAAGAGGAAAAUACAGAUCAUCAAAAGAGACCAUCAUCCAGAAGGUCCCAGAGCGGCAGAUCUGUCCUUUUUCAGCAGUUGGCAAAGCUGUUCUUUGGUUGCCUGGCAGCUGUGAUGAGUGGUAUGAUGUAUGCAAUAUACCUCUCCACCUACCAUGAAAGGAAAUUUUGGUUUUCCAGCAGACAAGAGCUGGAGCGCGAAAUCACAUUUCAGAGUGGCAGUGGAGUGUAUUACUAUUACUACAAACACCUGCUGACUGUGCCCUCAUUUGAAAGAGGAGUUUAUGAGCUGACGCAUGAUAACCGGACAAUAUCAAUGCAGACCAUAAAUGCAGUGGAGCACCUGUCACUGUAUCCAGAGCUCAUCACUAGCCUUUUAUAUAGAAUUACUGGAAGCCAGGAGGUGAUAGAGCCUGUGUAUUUCUACAUUGGUGUGGUGUUUGGCCUGCAGGCCAUCUAUGUGACUGCCCUGUUUGUCUCCAGCUGGGUGAUGAGUGGAACAUGGGUGGCAGGAAUGUUGGCUGUUGCAUGGUACAUAAUUAACAGGCCUGACACAACCAAGGUAGACCAUGCCAUUCCCCUAAGAGAGAAUUGGGCUUUGCCUUACUUCUCCUGCCAGGUCACUGCCUUAACCGGCUUCUUGAGGAACAACAUCAGCUCAGCUACAGAGAUGUUCUGCUACCUGCUCAUUAGUGCUUCCACCUUCACCUUUAUCAUGAUCUGGGAGUACAGCCACUAUGUGCUCUUCAUCCAGGGCCUUGCGCUGUUUUUACUAGACAGCUUUGAUUUGGUGCCACCACGCAAGGUGGCUGAUGUGCACAAGAUCUACCUAUGCUCAGUGGCUCUGGGAUAUAUCAUGCAGUUCCAGAAUCCCAGUUUGCUGAGUUCUCCACUGCUUUGUCUCAUGAUGGGAUCUGUGCUUGCGAGGUACUUGCAGCAAAACAUGAAGAAGGGCCCCCUUGUAACCAGACUGAUAAAAAUCCUGCUUCAUUUCUAUUUGGUCUUCACAAUUAGCAUCAUGUUCCAUUAUGUUGUAAAGAGAAUUAUUCCUGUCAAUGAAAGUGACCAUAUAUUCAGAUUUCUUGAAGUGAAAUUUGGAUUAAACACCACAACAGACUUCAUUACCAACAUGCUGCUGUGUCAGGAGGCUUUCCAGAAACCCACUCAGGACUUCUUCCUCAGACUCACCCAGGCCUCGGUGCUUCCCUUUUACAUACUUGUGCUGCUGGUCUGUCUUCUGUCUGCUGUGCAGGUGAUCUACAAGAGAUUAAGUGGGGAGCCAAUGAAAACCAACCUAAAACUGGAAGAUGGGAGAGUAGGAGAGCAACCAGAGGUCAUCUACCAUGUGUUCCAUACCCUUCUCUUUGGUGCACUGGCUAUGGUGUUUGAGGGGAUGAAGUACCUGUGGACCCCCUACAUAUGCAUGUUCACGGCAUUCGGAGUGUGUUCACCUGAGCUCUGGGUGACCGUAUUCCGGUGGUUGAAGCUGAAGUCAGUUCAUCCAGUUGUACUGGCUCUUAUAUUGAGUACUGCAGUCCCAACAAUAAUUGGAUUCAGUUUGUGGAGGGAGUAUUUUCCCAGGGUGAUAACGGAGCUCUCGGAGCUGCAGGAGGUCUAUGAUCCAGACACGGUGGAGCUGAUGAACUGGAUAAGGAGACAGGCUCCAGCUGCGACAGUGUUUGCAGGAAGCCCUCAAUUAAUGGGAGUGGUGAAGCUGUGCUCAGGAUGGACAGUGACCAGUUUACCCCUCUACACUGACGUCAAUCUGAUGAAACGCAAUGAAAAUGUUUACCAGGUCUAUUCAAUGCGCCCAGCUGAGGACAUUUAUAAGAUCCUCACAGCCUACAAAGCUAGCUAUGUAAUUAUAGAGGAGGCUCUCUGCAGUGAGAUGAGUCAAGCAAAAGGCUGUCGAAUAAAGGACCUGCUGGAUGUUGCAAAUGGUCAUGUGAUUUAUGAGAAAGGAGAAAUGUAUGCCUUUUCAAAGUACGGAAGAUUCUGCCACGAGAUCAAAAUGAACUACUCCCCUUACACCAACUACUUCACCAGAGUCUUCUGGAACCUCUCGUACCAUGUGUACAGAGUCAACACUGUCAUUUCUUUCCAGUACUGAAGGGAACAGGAGCCAGAAUAGACUGCCUCUGUUUGUUUACUUAUAUCUUUUUGUAUCAUUUUAGAAAUGCAUUUAUCAAGUCAUUGUUCAUUUGAAAACAUGUAACACACAACAUAUUCUGUAUGAUGAACAGAAAGCAUAAGCAAAGACAGAGGGAAUAAGGGUUCUCUCUUGCCUUUUAGCAAAUAUCCAAGUCUUUAGUUACAGUCCCAGCAUUUUUAUCCAGGUGAUGGAAACUAAAUGCUAGCCUAUGUGUCCUUAAAGAGGACAGAAGAGGACAGAAGAGGAGAGGCCUAGUUCACUUGGUGUGUGAGACUGAGUGAUGUAAGAUGGGAUGCAGCAUUCGGAGCUCAACUGUUAGCAGCAAAAGGAUGUAUUUGAGAUCCAAGGAGAGCUGAUCUCAGAAAUUUAGCAGUAGUGAAGCUUUGACACCCGGAGAAGGCUCCACGGCCGAGACCAUUUUUCUUUCUUCUUUUUUUCAGCAUGGAAUUAACCUAGUACUUGUUCCUUUGCAGUCUACGCAUGCUGACGCAGCUACCCACCUGAAGUAGUGAAGCUUUGCUCCACGGUCUAAGUACAUCAGAUCAAGUAGGAUAGUCCUUAAGAUUGCUCAGAAAGAUAAAACGAUGCUGAGAUAAAAGGGCCACUUCAAUUUACAGCUUGACAUUCUGGUUCAGAGAGAUGGCUCAGUCUGUCACACCCUUGCAAGGGACUGAGCUGUUAUUCCCAACACAAAAUAUGAAUGUACUGGAGAAAGGUUUAAUUUAUUUUUGUUCUCUAAAACAUUUGUGUUUUUAAACUUCUUUACCAACCUUAGUAGUUGUUGUCAUUUUUUCUUAUUAGUUUCAUGAAGGGCUUGUUUACUACUAUAUGUAAAAUGUUUAAAAAUAUUCUCUUUUAAGUUCUGUAUUUAACAUAAAGAUUGCAACGCUAGUAAUAGCCCUAUUGUACAGAGGGUCGGUGUACUUGUUGAACCUAGUAAAAAGUUAAUAGAUGCCUGGAUACAAGUUACUCUACAUUGUGGCCAGUGAUAUCACUCAUAUCAGCCAUAUCACUCUGCAACUCACAAAUGGCAACCCACUGAAGCUAAGCAGGUGUGAGCGUGGUCAGUACCUG